Eleginops maclovinus (Patagonian blennie) is the source of this 1893-nucleotide messenger RNA. It is a transcript of the gene aasdhppt, whose product is annotated as aminoadipate-semialdehyde dehydrogenase-phosphopantetheinyl transferase. Gene Ontology annotation, cellular component: cytosol. The record is from RefSeq and is a predicted model, not a curated record. Gene Ontology annotation, molecular function: magnesium ion binding; holo-[acyl-carrier-protein] synthase activity. The coding region runs from base 252 to 1178 and encodes 308 amino acids. Lineage: Eukaryota; Metazoa; Chordata; Actinopteri; Perciformes; Eleginopidae. The transcript is spliced from 7 exons.
UCGAGUCACGCCGGGCUCUUCCGGGCAUGUCAACCACUCUCGAAUCCAAAAAGGUAAACAGAGAGUUGUAGUUUUAUUACCAUCUCUCCGUCUCUGGUACUCCACUGUUAAAUUCUUAAACAUCAGAUGUGACUUUCCCAGAGUGCUGUUGUCGGUCAAACCGUACAUGCUAAUGUGCCUUGCCAACUUGAUAGCUAACUUGUAAGCAGCCUAAAGUUGUGGAGUAGGGAUGACCAAAGCCAGGUGAAGAGAUGGGAUCUGUUCGAUGGGCUUUUCGCUGUGGGUCCUGGACUCCCAGCAGGUCUGAGUGGCUGUUAGCUAACCGCUGCAUUCAGCGAGAGGAAAGAGAGAGGAUCGGACAGUUCGUGUUUGCAAAGGAUGCAAAGUCAGCCAUGGCUGGCAGGUUGUUGCUGAGGAGAUUUGUGUGUGAAAGGAUGAGGAUCCCGUGGUCAGAGAUCAGACUGGACCGAUCUCCCAGAGGGAAACCUUACCUGGCGUCUCCACUAAAGGUCAGUUCAGAUUCAGGUGCUGAACCCCCAGCCUGGAGUUUCAAUCUGUCCCACCAGGGGGACUACGCUGUGCUCGCUGCAGAGCAGGGGGUGCAGGUGGGAGUGGAUAUUAUGAAGAACACCAUGCCAGGUACCAGCUCUGUGCCGGAGUUUUUCCGCAUCAUGACUCGCCAGUUUACAGCGUACGAGUGGAGUGUCAUCCAAUCAGCCAGCUCGGAGCACCUGCAGCUUGCCGCGUUCUACCGCCACUGGGCCUUGAAGGAAAGCUUCAUCAAAGCCAUUGGCACAGGUCUGGGCUUUAACCUGCAGAGGGUGGAGUUUCACCUGGCCUCUGAACCGCUCACACAGAAACAUGUACAGCGCCAGACCAAGAUGCAUCUAGAUGAGGAAGAAGAAGAGGACUGGAUAUUUGAAGAGAGCUUGCUGGAUGCUGACCAUCAUGUUGCUGUAGCACUCGGACCAGCGGGAAAAGCAGGGUCUGCGGCUUUUCGUCCAUCGCUUCCCCCCGCCACCUCAUUUACGCUGCUGUCGUUCAGUGAUCUCACCGCCUCCGCCUCACCUCUGACGGAGGAAGACUCCGCCUGCUGGGACAGCUUCAAGAUGAAGGCUGAAGCUCCACAGAGACAAAGAGAUACACACACAUCCGAACAACCACCUGUCUCACGCUGACGCUCACCUGAGAUGUACACACACAUGCACACCUUUCAUAAGUGCCAAAAUGAAACGCACCCUCACUGACAGUGAAGCUGCUUUUUCAUUCAACGCAAGUCCAGUCAAGUUCAUUUAUAAAACCAAAGAUCACAGGUGUGUCUCAGAGGACUUCAGAAUCCUCACAGCAUCUGACACCUUCUAUCUUUAAAUCCUGUGUUCAGAAGAAGAAGAAGUCUGAUUCUCACAUGAAACACAUGAAAACUACUGUGUGGUACAUCCAAACAUUAGAUGUGAAACAAUAGAUUGAUGGCAGGUAAAUUAUAUUAACUUCCUGUAUAAUUUAUGAAUACACAUUGUCCACCAAGCUUCUCGUUAUGGAUUUUUCACAGCCUCGCCAAUUUACUGUGUGUAAUGUAAUGAUUCCUCUCAAGGCAUCAGCCAUUUCUUUUAUUUUCUCCUGCAGUUAUUACAAGUUCCAUGCACUGCGACAUGUAAAGUAUCCAAGUGCUACUUUGCAUUGUGUUGUACAUUUUUAAAAAAUCCCUGCUCUCAUCUCUAUGUGUCCUCUUCUUGUCUCGCAUGGAAGUACAUGUGCACAGAGCUGGGUCAUAAUUCAGUGUGGUUACAGAUCAAUAUUCUGUGGUGCUUUAGCUCAUGAUCAUAUUAUGUCUGUUUUGAUAUGCUACCAUACCAGUUAACCAUUUUAAUUCAAAUAAAUUGGUUAUUGAACUUG